Messenger RNA from Quercus robur (English oak), 1129 nucleotides. RefSeq lists its product as uncharacterized. NCBI's taxonomy places the organism in Eukaryota, Viridiplantae, Streptophyta, Magnoliopsida, Fagales, Fagaceae. The transcript has 2 exons. The record is from RefSeq and is a predicted model, not a curated record. The coding region runs from base 29 to 997 and encodes 322 amino acids.
ACCAUCCAAAUCUCUGAAACCAACCAAAAUGCCAUGGGCAAUCUGGAUCAAGAACAAAUCUGUAGUACUGGGAGACACCAUGAUCAACAACAUCCGUUGGGAUCCUCUGAUGAUUUACGGAUGGACGGACAAGGAACUCAUGGAAGCUUGGAGCUUCAUCUUCCCACUAACGGACAAGAGUAUGAAGGACAGUUGCCUUCCAUUAACAAACCCGGCCUGGUUCUACACUCCAAACCCAUGGUGGCGGUUCACUCUGGAAAGGCCUCCACUUCUACCUCCAGGACAGAUGAGCUCCAACACCUCAAAGACUCUCUUGGAGUCCGACCUCUCCGAAGCAUCGCUCGACUUGAUGGAGAGAGAGUUAGUCCCGCUGGAGAUAUGUCAGAGAAAGUUCCUAACUGGGGAAUCCACCGGAAUCCUGAUUCAAGGCAUUCACCCUCAGUUGAAGCUAAUCCAAACUAUCACAACAACAGCGAGCUUCACGCUCGGAACUCUGACCAAGCAAACUCAACUGAACUUAUUGGAGCAUGCCAUCACCCUGAUGACAGGAACCAUUGUCCACAGGGAGAAUCUUCGCCAGGUGGGAUGGAAAUGGAUGACAUCCAGGAGGGCAUUUGCCCAAGAAUGUGAGUCCUUUGAACCCCAUUUAUCUCCCAAAAUGAAUAUUUUAGUUUGGAAUUGCAGGGAGGCCAUGAAACCCUUCUUUAGAAGUGCUAUCCGUGAUCUAACAAACCUCCAUUCUCCUGGAAUUAUUGUUGUUACUGAGUCUCGCAUUAGCGGCUCAAGAGCUGGGAACAUCCUACGCUCCCUUCCCUAUGAUGGUAUCCACACCACCAACCCCAUUGGAUAUGCUGGGGGUAUUUGGCUCCUUUGGCGCAAAGAUAUGGUGGAUAUGGAAGUCCUUGCUGCAACUGAACAGGAAAUUCAUGCUAUUGUUAAGGAACAUGCUCCAAGUUUUCCAGGAAUACCAAAUGCAGCACUGCUUCAGGGAAACUAACAAAGUUGCUGACCUUCUUGCAAAACUUGGCUGUGGCCAAUCUGAACCUUUUAUUUCUUAUGUAACACCUCCUUUUGUUGUUAUGGAGGCUCUCUCUUUUGAUUGUAAUGCUGUUCCUUGUACCCGUUUAAU